AUGACUCACAAGCCUACCCUUCUUCCGAACACGGCCAACGGGACUGGCGUAAAAAGGACAAGAAUACUAUCCGUGCAGAGUCUGAACGUACCGGGUCAGAGCAACGCUGAUAGCCAACAGCGAUGGGAAGAAGAAGUACGACGAGAUAGCCUGGAGGCACAGGCCCUUUUAGAAGCGGCGGAAGCGUUGCGAACGCGCGAUGUCCCAGUCGCAUUUCCGACAGAAACCGUAUACGGCCUGGGGGCAGAUGCGACGAGAAGUGCCGCCGUUCAAGGCAUUUACAAGGCAAAGCAACGGCCGUCGGACAAUCCCCUGAUUGUCCAUGUCCAUUCUCGAGAACAACUUGAAGGUCUCCUCCAACCGCCAAAAUGCCCCAAAUCUCAGCAAACUACUGCGCAAUCGUCCUCUCUUAUCCCACCUAUAUAUGAACCUCUUAUACAACGAUUUUGGCCCGGUCCCUUAACGAUCCUAAUCCCAAACCCCCCUCAUUCGCCACUGGCCCCCGAAGUGACUUCCAAUCUCUCCACAUUCGGUGUUCGCAUGCCAUCCUCUUCACUAGCUCGUCUUUUGAUUCGACUCGCCGACCGUCCUUUGGCUGCCCCUUCUGCAAACGCCUCUACAAAGCCUUCUCCAACGACGGCUCAACAUGUAUACACAGACCUUCGCGGCCGUAUUGAUAUCAUUUUAGACGGUGGUCCUUGCGGAGUGGGAGUUGAAAGCACUGUGGUUGACGGCUUAAGCCAGCCACCGGCAAUAUUGCGGCCUGGUGGGGUUGGAAUCGAAGAGAUACGCUCGUGUCGGGGCUGGGAAGAUGUCCGUAUUGGAUACAAAGACGGUGCUUUGCAGGGUAGGACCGCGCCUAGAGCACCGGGAAUGAAAUACAGGCAUUAUUCACCGAAAGCUAAAGUCGUCCUAUUCGAAAGUGGUCAGCCUAUGUCAUCGGUUAUAGAACGAAUAUUACGAGAACAAGCAUCCUCCAGCCCAAUAAAAAUUGGUGUUAUUCGAACUAGAACGUGGGAAAAAGGUCUAGCCAUGCCUGUUGACCGAGUUUCCCCUGAAUCACUAAACGGCCACAGGGAUACUUCUCUAGGCCUAGAUGAUACCCCUUCACCACCUGAUACCCAAAUCCAACAACUCUCCGUUCUUUCUUCUGAGUCAAAAUCAAAUUCCCCCCCUUGCGCAAUGGACAUGAUAGAUAUAUCCCUUGGAGCCGACACGCACUCUAUUGCACGAGGUCUUUUUUCUGCGUUACGUAGCCUCGAUGCACAUAACGUUUCUACCAUAUAUGUCGAAGGCAUUCCGGAGACCGAAGGAGACCUUGCAGCAGCAAUAAUGAAUAGACUACGGAAGGCUGCUGAGGAGGAAAUCAAAAGUUGA
Uncinocarpus reesii 1704 is the source of this 1377-nucleotide messenger RNA. RefSeq lists its product as uncharacterized. The record is from RefSeq and is a predicted model, not a curated record. Gene Ontology annotation, cellular component: cytoplasm. The transcript has a single exon. Bases 1 to 1377 code for a protein of 458 amino acids. Gene Ontology annotation, molecular function: double-stranded RNA binding; nucleotidyltransferase activity; tRNA binding. Lineage: Eukaryota; Fungi; Ascomycota; Eurotiomycetes; Onygenales; Onygenaceae. Gene Ontology annotation, biological process: regulation of translational fidelity.